Messenger RNA from Endocarpon pusillum Z07020, 858 nucleotides. Its product is annotated as ATP synthase subunit 5. The transcript has 3 exons. The record is from RefSeq and is a predicted model, not a curated record. The coding region runs from base 1 to 858 and encodes 285 amino acids. Gene Ontology annotation, biological process: proton motive force-driven mitochondrial ATP synthesis. Gene Ontology annotation, molecular function: proton-transporting ATP synthase activity, rotational mechanism. Gene Ontology annotation, cellular component: membrane. NCBI's taxonomy places the organism in Eukaryota, Fungi, Ascomycota, Eurotiomycetes, Verrucariales, Verrucariaceae.
AUGACCAUUGAAACUCUGUUUCGCCAGUUAGCUCCAGCUGGGGAGCUUCAGAACCUCAACCGAGCAGUGCCCAUCUGGAGCGGAAAUUCGCAGUUGACUCCCAUAGCACGGAGGAUCACCAUCGAGAUCAUACACAUACAUUCCAACAGCGCGAGAUACGCUGCUUCGUCGCCUUGCCAGAUGAUGUCCUCCCGAUUAGCCCGGCCUGCCCUGGCUGCUACCACACGACAAGCUCCUCGGUGUGCGACCCGAAGCUACGCAGCAGCUGCCUCCUCAAUUGAUCCAAAGCCACCGGUGCCGCUGUUCGGGGUAGAUGGCACAUACGCAAGUGCAUUGUAUACCGCAGCCGCCAAAUCCUCCUCUCUCGACUCGAUCGCCAAAUCGCUCACCUCGCUCCACCAAGUGCUGAAAUCCGACGCCAAACUCUCCCCCAUCCUCCACGCGCCCACCCUGACCGACGCCGACAAGUCCGCCAUCAUCGCCGAACUGGAAAAGCACACCGGCGGCGGCGACAAGCAGGGCACGAUGAAGAACUUCCUCCAGACGCUGGCCGAGAACAAUCGACUGGGUCUGUUGGAGGGGGUGUGCGAGAAGUUCGCGGAGCUGAUGAGUGCAUACAGAGGCGAGAUGGAGCUGGUCAUCACCAGUGCCCAGAAGCUGGAGGAUCGCGUGGUGAGGAGAUUGGAGGCGGCGAUCGCGAAGAGCGAGUACAGUCACGGGAAGAAGAUUAAGGUGGUUACCAAGGUCAAUCCGGAAAUCCUGGGUGGUCUGGUCGUCGAGAUCGGAGACCGCACAAUCGACUACAGCGUCUCGGCCAAGAUUGCCAAACUCAACAAGCUGCUGACCGAUACUGUGUAA